GACGACGAUGAACAACAUGAAGCAGAUGAUAUGGCGGAUUUGAAACGAAGGAUUGAAGCUAUGGAACCUGGUUCCGAAGAGCGCAAAAUGGGUGUCAGAGAGUGGCGGAGACUGAAGCGAAUUCCGCAAGGGAGUGUAGAAAACGGAGUGAUCAGGUCAUAUCUUGAAUGGCUUACCUCUAUUCCCUGGCCUAAUUCCACGCGUUUGAAAACGAGGCCUUUCCUUGCCGCUGCUCGUGCUCAGCUUGAUGCGGACCACUUUGGCUUGGAAAAAAUCAAGAAGCGUUUGAUUGAAUACUUAGCGGUGCCUAGCCGGAAUGGCAAGAAAGGCGUCAAGGGGCCCAUCCUCCUGUUCGUCGGGCCUCCUGGUACGGGUAAAACAUCUCUUGGACAAUCUGUCGCGAAAGCUUUAGAUCGACCAUUCCAGCGGAUUUCGCUGGGUGGCGUGCGAGACGAGGCGGAAAUUAGAGGACAUCGACGGACGUAUGUAGCCAGCGGCCCUGGCCUCAUUGUACAAGCUCUGAGGAAAGCAGGGAGAGGGGAUGUGGUGAUGCUUUUGGAUGAGAUUGACAAGAUUGGACAGAGCAAUUUCCAUGGUGAUCCUGCCGCAGCAUUGCUUGAGGUAUUGGAUCCUGAGCAGAAUCAUACCUUCAAUGAUCACUAUAUCAACGUCCCCAUUGAUUUGAGUCAAGUUCUGUUCAUAUGUACGGCCAACACGCUCGAGAGCAUCUCAACCCCUCUCUUGGAUCGAUGUGAAAUCAUCCAACUCAGUGGUUACACAUACGACGAGAAGAUGCACAUUGCUCGUCGAUUCUUGCUCCCUAAACAGCUACAAGCGAACGGUCUUGACGCGUCACAGAUCAAUAUCACUGAGCCAGCUCUGCUUCACAUCACCACGAGGUAUACACGCGAAGCCGGUGUGCGAAGUCUCGAGCGCGCCAUUGGUGGUGUGGUACGAUACAAGGCUGUUGAAUGGGCCGAGUCCCUCGAUGGCACAGCUCAAACUCAACAGCAGGAGGGGACAAGCUCACGCACGUCAGUUUCGCAGCUGAAGGAGUAUAAAUCUCUUGUCGAAGAGCAUGAUUUGGAGAAGAUUCUUGGCAUUGCGAGAUGGGAUGGGGAAGAGAGGGAGAGGGAGGAGAGGAGGGGUGUUGUUUAUGGACUUGUGGUCAUGGGACAGGGCGAAGGUGGGAUUUUACCUGUGGAAACGAUUGCUGUUCCUGGUUCUGGAAAGUUGAAACUCACUGGGAGUUUGGGUGAUGUCAUCAAAGAAAGUGGGGAACUGGCGUUGAGUUGGGUGAAGAGGCACGCCUAUGACUUGUGCAUCACCAAUUCGCGGACGGAAGACCCUUUGAAGUUCCCUGAUCCCAUUGAUAUACAUUUACACCUUCCUGCGGGUGCGCAGAAGAAGGAUGGACCGAGUGCCGGCGUUGCCAUGACGUGUGCAUUUGUGUCGUUGUUGACUGGCACAUGCGUUCCGGCCAACAUCGCAAUGACUGGCGAGAUCACAUUGCGUGGCCGAGUCACCCCCGUAGGCGGGAUCAAAGAGAAAGUUCUUGGUGCCCACCGAGCGCAGGUGACGAAAGUCAUCCUACCUUGGGCGAACCGCAAGGACGUGGAACACGACGUUUCGCCUGAGAUUCGAAAUGAGAUGGAGUUUGUCUUUGUGCGCACUGUUCGGGAGGCGCUGGAGGCUGCGUUUGGUCGGGGCACGCUUGGGUGGAGGGGGGAGUCGCUGCUUUUGGAGAGUAGGCUUUAGUGACGCUCCUCUCCUGGGCUUAGGACUGAAUGAAGGCAGACUGCAGAUUACGUGUAUACCUCAACUUGAUAAAAUUGUACAUACCUUAAUGUAAAUGACCAGUGCUUGGAUGAUCGAUG
Laccaria bicolor S238N-H82 is the source of this 1877-nucleotide messenger RNA. RefSeq lists its product as uncharacterized. Gene Ontology annotation, molecular function: serine-type endopeptidase activity; ATP hydrolysis activity; ATP-dependent peptidase activity. The record is from RefSeq and is a predicted model, not a curated record. Lineage: Eukaryota; Fungi; Basidiomycota; Agaricomycetes; Agaricales; Hydnangiaceae. The transcript has 11 exons. Gene Ontology annotation, cellular component: peroxisomal matrix. Gene Ontology annotation, biological process: protein catabolic process; protein processing; protein targeting to peroxisome. The coding region runs from base 31 to 1758 and encodes 575 amino acids.